AUGACAUGGAGGCACAGGCGAUGGGCAUCAAAAAAACCCCCGGAGAUAGUAGAAGCCAUAAACAACAUAGCCAAUGCCUACCGCAGCAUCGUUGCGUCCUCAGAGUCUAUCAACAGCAUCAUCAGCGCAUGCGAGAAAUCAAGGACAUCGUUCAACCCGGUACAAAUUCUCGAAUUGUUCUUUAGCAACACCGAACUUGCCAACAUCAGGAACUCGAUCGUCUAUCUGUGGAUGGCUCGCUAUACAUUCUACACAUCACAAUCCGUAGGCGCCACCGUAUUUGGGACCUACAACACGGUGCUCACCCGUAUCAUGUGCAUAUCCUUGGACAAGACCAAAUGGGUGACGACCAACAGCGGAGGCAUCCUCAUGCCCAGGAACGUGGCAGCGGUCUAUUGCAAUGUGCUCGUCAUGCACCUGCUGUAUUACAGCAUCAUCGCGACAACAAAGAAUGCCGGCAAGAACAUACACGAGCAAAUCAUGGACAUUUUGAUCGACGGCUCCGGUUAUCCAUUGCCUGCCACGGACCAAGAGUUCUUUGAUCGCAUCAUUCCCAAUGCCGGCGCAUAUAAUCCAGCGUAUCUUGAUGGACGGCAGUUGAUCAUGGGCACGGCCGAGAACAUGUCCGACCUACAAAAGAUCUCCAUGGUCAUCAAGACAUAUCCGGUUUCUCCGUUCGCCACCGUGGAGAUCGAAAACUCGCUCGUGAUGACAACGGCAAGCAAAUACAAUGGUGCCACUUUCGUCGUAAGGCGCAUCCCACACGUCCGUGAAAUUGCCGGAUCAUCGGUGGCCAUCGAUGCUCAGCUGUCCAUCAACGCCUUCCUUCACGGAUACCGCGAAAAGAACAAAUCUUCCACCAUCGACGAAGAGUGUGUCUUUAUCAAAUCGGCCAUUUGCGAACAGGUCAAGAUGCUCGUGUCCCACGACGUCCAUCCGAUCUAUGUGCUCGAUGGCAAGGCGCCGCAGUGCAAAGAAAAGGAGCAAUUGAGACGCAGGGCACUGCGCAACAAGAACCAACGGACCGCAGUGUUGGAACUGGAAUCCAUCGCCAAGGAAAGCGGUUGUGAGGCGGACAUUGAGGAAGUGUUGCUGGGGCGCCAGCACCUCAUUCUCACGGACAAGAACAAGGCAGACAGGAGCGCCGAUCUUGUCAGGAAAUUCAAUCGCUCCAAGGGCAUCACGCAUUUGCAUAUUCUUGCAGCCAAGAACGCGAUACUUGAGCACGUCGAACAGGGGCGUGUUGAUUUUGUACAAGCACCGGGCGAAGGCGAAAGACUGUGCGCGUGGCUGUGCAUUACCAAAAGGUCCGACUACUGCGCCACCGCCGAUACAGACGCCAUCGCUCUGAGGGCCACCAAUGUGAUCCGUCACUUGCACAUCUCGCCCGAGGCAAAACCUGACAAAGGAUUCGAAAUAAUUAGGCCCGUAGAGGUCAUGGAUGCUUUGGGAUUUGACGAAAAGCAAUUCGUGGACUGGUGUCUGCUGUGCGGCACGGAUUUCCACGACUCGAAAAUCAAGGGCAUCGGGUGGAAGAAGGCAUACCAAGAAUUUUUUGCAAGACAAAACAGACAGUCUGCACUACAGACUGGAAGCGCACGACAAGGAUUUCAACACCGCGCGCGCGCAAUUUUUCGGAUGUCCAUACGAAGAUGA
Acanthamoeba castellanii str. Neff is the source of this 1656-nucleotide messenger RNA. Its product is annotated as XPG Iregion domain containing protein. The record is from RefSeq and is a predicted model, not a curated record. The coding region runs from base 1 to 1656 and encodes 551 amino acids. Gene Ontology annotation, molecular function: 5'-flap endonuclease activity. Lineage: Eukaryota; Discosea; Longamoebia; Acanthamoebidae. The transcript is spliced from 4 exons.